Messenger RNA from Mesocestoides corti, 897 nucleotides. Lineage: Eukaryota; Metazoa; Platyhelminthes; Cestoda; Cyclophyllidea; Mesocestoididae. The record is from the annotation of a GenBank genome assembly.
UUCUUUUUAGAAACAAAGCGUCCAUUUUCCCUUGGGCUUUCUACUUUAUCCCGACUGAAAGGAAGCCAUGGACGCAUAUCCUUGCGUGACAAAUCCUUCAAUUACCAGACUAAAAGGUUGCCACAGUCCAAAUCCACUACAAGGUCCGCUGUUGUACCUGUAAGUGGUGUGCGCAACUUCAGCCGGAUAUUUCUACGGUGUGGCCUCUUCACAUUCUUUUCUAUCAACACAGUUUUUGCUGGUACCAUGAUCUGGAGUUAUGAAAAUUGGAAAUCUUACACCUCAAGAUAUCAAAAGGGAGAACUACGAAAACUGGUUUGUUAUUUAGUCCUUCGUUUAUUUACCUUUAAAAACCCUAUUGUAUCUUCGAAUACAGCUUGGCCUGCUACGUCAAUGGUUCUCUCCAUAUUCUCUCAUCAAAUGUUCUUCCACAUGUUUAUAAACAUGUACGUGCUUCACAAUUUCACUCAGCCGCUUGUGCGUCUUCUUGGGAUGGAACAGUUUUUUGCGGUGUUCCUCGGUGGGGGUAUUGUCCUGGCCAAGGCAAUUAUGCGCUCGCCCAUCCCUUCGAUCGGCGCCAGUGGUGCGGUCUGCGCGGCACUCGGGACUUUUUGUAUGCUUGAGCCACAGGCGCAGUUGUGCGUUCCCCUGCUGGUGAACAUUAUGCCGCACUCUUUCUCCGCCGGCUCCACAUGCUGGGCCAUUCUCGCCUUCGAAGCCUGUGGCGCCAUUCUCCUCGUGCGCCGCUCGCCCAUCGACCACGCCGCCCACCUCGGCGGACUUCUGUUUGGCAUGUACGUCAUCCAUGCCUUUUUCUUCUAUUGCACUGACCAAAACUACGCUACUGAUUCGCCAUUUGGGCCUGAUCUUCAUUUCAUUCCGCAUUACAGAGAAUAA